CUCGGCGGGCCGCUCUGACGUUUUGAUCCCUUCCGAGAACUUAACAGGAUCGCCGAGCCCUCGGAGCGGCUUUUCCCGCUGAGCCGGGCUCAGGCGGGCGGGCUUUGGCCCUAAUCCGCCCGGGGGCGGCCGCGCCGGGCCCGGCCCCGCCGGGGAGCUCUGGCGCCGGAGCCGGAGAGGAGCCGGAGCCGCGGAUAUCGCCGCGGAGAUCGAUAUAUCGCUAUAUCGCUAUAUCGCUCGCCCCCGGAGCCGGUUGGGCGGAGGGAGGGAGUUUGUGAGCGGCGACAGCGGCACGGAGAGCGCCAAGGGUUAGUGUGACUGGUAACAAGGCAAGAAAUACUGACCGAGGAAGAAUGUGAGAACUCUGUGUAAGUCACAGCUAUCAUUUGGAUGUUGAUAUGUAAAGCAAAAUGGCAAAAAUCAACACCCAGCACUCCUACCCUGGUAUGCACAGACUGUCUGUCAGAACUACUGAUGAAGAUAUUGAAAGGAUUGAAAAUGGCUUUAUCAGAACCCAUUCAGUGUGUGAGGAUACGUCUUCAGAACUGCAGAGAGUCAUUUCUAUGGAGGGAGGACAUUUAUCUGGAUCCCAGACGAGCUCAUUCACAGGCAGGGGAGCAAUGGCAAGGCUGUCACGAUUUGUCGUAUCUCUGAGGUCAUGGGCCACAAGACAUUUGCGCCAUGAAGACCAAAGACCUGAUUCUUUCCUAGAGCGAAUCCGAGGGCCAGAGCUCAUAGAGGUGUCCAGUAGGCAAAGUAACAUCCGUUCCUUUCUGGGCAUCCGUGAACGUCCUGGGGGAGUAAACAGGAAGAAAAAAGAGAUCUUCGUGAUAGAUCCUUCAAGCAAUAUGUACUACAACUGGCUGACCAUAAUUGCAGCACCCGUGUUCUAUAACUGGUGUAUGCUAGUGUGCAGGGCCUGCUUUGAUGAGCUACAAAUUGACCAUAUUAAAGUAUGGCUGUUCUUGGACUAUUGCUCCGAUGUAAUCUAUGUUUUUGACAUGUUUGUUAGAUUCAGGACAGGCUUCCUGGAACAAGGCUUGCUAGUUCAGGACGAAAAGAAAUUACGAGACCAUUACACCAGAACUGUGCAGUUCAAACUGGAUGUGAUGUCUCUUCUGCCGACAGACCUGGCGUACCUGAAGCUUGGUUUGAACUACCCCGAGCUGCGAUUUAACCGCUUGCUGAGGAUUUCCCGACUGUUUGAGUUUUUUGACCGCACGGAAACCAGGACAAAUUAUCCAAACAUGUUUCGCAUUGGAAAUCUCGUCUUGUACAUCCUUAUCAUCAUCCACUGGAACGCGUGCAUAUACUUCGCCAUUUCGAAGCUCAUCGGCUUUGGAACCGACUCGUGGGUCUACCCCAACGUGUCCAUUCCGGAGUACGGGCGCCUGUCCAGGAAGUACAUUUACAGCCUCUACUGGUCAACGCUCACGCUGACCACCAUUGGAGAAACACCGCCCCCGGUGAAGGACGAAGAGUAUCUCUUUGUGGUCAUCGACUUCCUGGUGGGCGUGCUGAUCUUCGCUACCAUUGUCGGUAACGUGGGCUCCAUGAUUUCCAACAUGAAUGCCUCCAGGGCAGAGUUCCAGGCCAAGGUCGAUUCUAUUAAGCAGUACAUGCACUUCCGAAAAGUGACUAAGGACUUGGAAGCCAGGGUUAUUAAGUGGUUUGAUUACCUCUGGACCAACAAGAAAACGGUGGAUGAGAAGGAGGUUCUCAAAAAUCUGCCCGACAAGUUGAAGGCUGAAAUUGCCAUCAAUGUCCACCUGGACACGCUGAAGAAAGUGCGCAUAUUCCAGGACUGUGAAGCUGGACUUCUCAUUGAGCUGGUGCUGAAACUGAAACCUACGGUCUUCAGUCCUGGGGACUACAUUUGCAAAAAGGGAGAUAUUGGGAGAGAAAUGUACAUUAUUAAAGAGGGAAAACUGGCCGUGGUGGCAGAUGAUGGCGUAACCCAAUUUGUAGUCCUAAGCGAUGGCAGCUACUUCGGUGAAAUCAGCAUCCUGAACAUCAAAGGUAGCAAAUCUGGCAACAGGAGGACAGCCAACAUAAGGAGUAUUGGUUAUUCUGAUUUGUUCUGCUUGUCUAAAGAUGAUUUAAUGGAGGCCCUCACAGAAUAUCCAGAAGCCAAAAAGGCUCUGGAAGAGAAAGGGCGACAAAUUCUGAUGAAAGACAAUUUAAUAGAUGAGGAAGCAGCAAAAGCAGGAGCUGACCCAAAAGACUUGGAAGAAAAAGUAGAAAGACUUGAAACAGCUCUGGACACGCUGCAGACUAGGUUCGCUAGGCUCUUGGCAGAAUACAGCUCUUCUCAACAAAAAGUGAAGCAGAGACUUGCCAGAGUAGAAACCAGAGUGAAAAAAUACGGCAGCGGCACCUUAUCAGUUGGAGAAGCAGAGGCUGAAAAGCCGGAGGAGCAGAAAAAUAACUGAUGGAGUAUUUAUAUUUCCUUAAUGGAGAAGGUUGAAAGGUGUGAAAGCCAUAAAUGUAUAUAAAUGUGUGUGCAUACAUAGCCAUGAUUAUUUUUAUAUGGACUCAAGAGAAUGGUUUUUAGCAUUUUUAACUGAAGCAGUAUUUUCUUGUAAAUAGGACAUUGUCACCUUCUUCAUGGGGGGAAGAUUCUGGUCUGUCAUUUGGGUACUUUUUUUGUACUGGGAGCGGGUUUCUUACAGGUCAUGCUCAGAACGUCUUCUGUGUAUGCUAUGUGUACACCUUGACACAUUGUCUCUUCACGUGCAUGUUGUGUUACGAAGGCAUUGUGCUUAAACGAGAGGGGUUGUUUUUUAAAGGGCUUAACGAUACUUAUAGGGUACGUGCUCUACCUUGCUACCUUGCUAGCCUAUUAAACGCAUGGAUGCACAGCUGGG
Messenger RNA from Oxyura jamaicensis (ruddy duck), 2867 nucleotides. RefSeq names its product cyclic nucleotide gated channel subunit alpha 3 (gene CNGA3). Bases 411 to 2432 code for a protein of 673 amino acids. Lineage: Eukaryota; Metazoa; Chordata; Aves; Anseriformes; Anatidae. Gene Ontology annotation, molecular function: cGMP binding; voltage-gated potassium channel activity; protein-containing complex binding. The record is from RefSeq and is a predicted model, not a curated record. The transcript has 8 exons. Gene Ontology annotation, biological process: monoatomic cation transmembrane transport; potassium ion transport. Gene Ontology annotation, cellular component: intracellular cyclic nucleotide activated cation channel complex; plasma membrane.